AUGUCGCUCAAGAUCGGGCUUCAAGACACGGCACAGCUUUACCCACCAAGCCGAACUGAAUCGAAAGAUGUUGAACCGGUUGUCCUUGAUCCAGCAGCGGAGAGACGCGUGCUGAGGAAGAUAGAUCUGCACAUUAUGCCGUUAUCCAUGCUCAUCUACAUCUUCAGCUUUCUUGACCGUGUGAAUAUCGGGAACGCUCGCCUUUACGGGCUCGAAGAAGAUCUAGGCCUACACGGAAAUCAGUACCAGAUCCUCGUAUCCAUCCUGUUUGCAACGUACAUCAGCGUCGAGUUACCCUCCAACUGGGUGAUCAAACGCAUUCGUCCAUCCAGAUGGAUUGCCUUCAUUACCAGCAGCUGGGGAAUUAUCGCAACACUUGCUGGCGUCACGCAGAACUUUGGCGGCAUGCUGGCCUGCCGCAUCCUGCUGGGAGCCUUCGAAGGCGGAAUGUGGCCGGGCCUCGUCACGUACCUGACCAUGUUCUAUACCCGGCGGGAAAUCGCCCUGCGGAUUGCCGUUCUGUUCGCUUGUUCUGCGCUGGCUGGGGCGUGCGGCGGUUUACUUGCUUUCGCCAUUGGAUACCUCGAUGGGCACGGAGGCUACCUUGGCUGGCGAUGGAUUCUGAUUAUCGAGGGGAUCCCGACCAUUGUGUUCGGCAUUCUGACCUGGUUUGUUUUCGCCGACGACCCGUCAAGCGCGUACUAUCUGAACGAAGACGAACGCGCUCUCGUCCAGACCCGGUUAGACCAACAACCUGGCAUGACUCCCUCCGCGAGCCAAUUUCACUGGGCCGACGUUCUUGAAGCAUUCUACGACUGGAAGAUCUGGGUCUUCUGCUUCGCCCAGUUUGGCGCCGACGUGAUGCUCUACGCAUUCUCCACGUUCCUUCCCACGAUCAUCAAAGGAAUCAGUGCAGACUUCUCGACUGCCAUAAUCCAAGUCCUCACAAUCCCAUGCUACAUGCUCGGCGCAGUCACAUACCUUGUCGUGGGCUACCUGUCAGACCGGACGCAGCGCCGCGGUAUCUUCGUUGUCACCCUCGGUACGAUAUCCGUCUGUGGAUACGGAAUGUUGAUCUCAAACGGCGGAGUCGCGGUGCAUUACGCAGGCUGCUUCCUCGUCGCCGGUGGACUAUACGUGAUCGUCGGUCUUCCGCUAGCCUGGCUCCCGACCAACAUCCCCCGGUAUGGGAAGCGAACGACAACAAUUGCAAUGCAAGCGGCUAUCGGAAACAGUGCGGGGGUCAUGGCCAGUUUCCUGUAUCCGUCGGACCAAGGCCCUCGCUAUAUCAAGGGUCAUUCGAUUUCACUUGCGAUGGGCGCGUUCGGCAUCAUCUCCUUUGGGGUCGUAUGGGCGUAUUAUCUGUAUGAGAAUAAGCAGAGGAGGUCUGGGAGGAGAGAGGCGCUCGCGGAUGGGAGGCCAGAGGAUGAGCUUAAGGAGUUGGGUGAUAAGAGUCCGAGGUUCAUCUUCGUCACGUAG
Molecule: messenger RNA, 1479 nt
Organism: Aspergillus puulaauensis
Lineage: Eukaryota; Fungi; Ascomycota; Eurotiomycetes; Eurotiales; Aspergillaceae
Exons: 8
Coding region: 1-1479 (492 amino acids)
Biological process (GO): transmembrane transport
Cellular component (GO): membrane
Molecular function (GO): transmembrane transporter activity
Source: RefSeq, a predicted model, not a curated record